Sebastes umbrosus (honeycomb rockfish) is the source of this 5465-nucleotide messenger RNA. Its product is annotated as cadherin-6-like. NCBI's taxonomy places the organism in Eukaryota, Metazoa, Chordata, Actinopteri, Perciformes, Sebastidae. Gene Ontology annotation, cellular component: plasma membrane; catenin complex; adherens junction. Bases 895 to 3291 code for a protein of 798 amino acids. Gene Ontology annotation, molecular function: calcium ion binding; cadherin binding. The record is from RefSeq and is a predicted model, not a curated record. The transcript has 13 exons. Gene Ontology annotation, biological process: cell-cell junction assembly; homophilic cell-cell adhesion; adherens junction organization.
UAACCAAUAGCAGAAGACUUGCUGAGUUUUAACCAAUAGCAGAAGGCUUACUAGGUGACACAUUCUUGUAAGCACAAUGAAUGGCUGAAAAAUGUGUCAAUCAUGCCGCACCUGCAGACAAGUCCCGCCCCCAUUUUCGCUAGCCGAUGGUAGCCUAGCAACUGACAUCAAGUUCGAUUGACUUUGAGAGGAACCCAAACAAAUGUAAUGCUAAAUUAAGAGAAUACAGUAACACGUCUAAAUGACCCAAAUUAACUGAAUUAACUGAAUAGAAAAAUGUUGUACUACUGUAGGAGCAAGUACUCCAUAAACAGACGGGAUUCAAAGCGAAGAUAUAUUGAUCCUGCGAGUGUUAUUAGCAAGUCCGGUAACACCGAACCAAGCUAGCACCGCUAGCCGCUACGCUAGGCUAGGCUAGCGCUAAUGACGUCAUCGCCGUUGGUUACUACAGAGAAGAGGCAGCAGAUGUGAAAAGUCGCUCGUGUGUUUUUUUUUUUUUCUUCUUUUCCUCCCCUUUUUUUUUUUUGUUCCCGUUGUGCUGGGGACUUGUGAAUGGCAGCCAAUGGGAGGGUUGAGUCCCCUCAGCCUUUCAGCCUCCCUGACAUCCACAGCACAGAGAAGUGAUGCAGCGCGACUGAGACGCGCAGUUUCACUGGAACAACGGGCAACAAAAGCUGCAGUGAACGGAUACACACUCUCUGCUCCGACAAGAAAAACCCACCAUCCUAGAAUAAACUUCAUUAUCAGGUGCUGUUCGCCGCCCCAUGUGAGUCUGAGGAGCCUUUCCUGCUUCAGUAGAUUACAGCAUGUGGACUGAUCCGAUACUCUGACCAAAAACCAGCGGACACAGACCACUGAGGGGGGGAGACGACAGAAGGCUGUGGUGGUGUGGCCAUGGAUAGAAGGAAAGUCUGCGUAUUGAUGGCGCUGUGGGCUAUGGCUCACCUCAGCACUCCGGGGUAUGGGCUCAGGGCCCUGCGGAGGACUACAGGGGGGCGGAGGGGGUCCACGGGGCUGACGGGACAAGACGCCAACGGAGUGCCGCUCAGGCGAUCCAAACGAGGUUGGAUGUGGAACCAGUUCUUUUUGUUGGAGGAGUACACCGGGACAGACAAUCAGUAUGUCGGAAAGCUUCACUCGGAUUCAGACCGAGGAGAUGGAAGCGUGAAGUACGUGCUCACAGGUGAGGGAGCGGGGUCCCUCUUCAAGAUAGACGAGAAGUCGGGGGACAUCCACGCCACCAAGAGGCUGGACCGGGAGGAGAAGGCUUACUACAUCCUCCACGCCAAAGCCGUCAACCGCUUCACCAACGAGGCGCUGGAGGGACAGUCCGAGUUCAUCAUCAAGAUCCACGACAUCAACGACAACGAGCCGCGCUUCACCAAGGACCCGUACAUGGCCACGGUCCCUGAGAUGUCCGACAUCGGCGCCUCUGUAAUUCAGGUGACAGCAAAUGACGCAGACGACGCCACGUACGGGAACAGUGCCAGGGUGGUGUACAGCAUCCUGGAGGGGCAGCCGUACUUCUCUGUGGACCCAGAAACCGGCCUGAUCAAGACAGCGCUGCCUGGCAUGGACAGAGAAGUCAAAGAAAACUACCAGGUUGUGAUCCAGGCUAAGGACAUGGCGGGACAGAUGGGCGGGCUCUCCGGCACGACGACGGUCAGCAUCAGCCUCUCCGACGUGAACGACAACCCGCCGCGCUUCACCAAGACCGUCUACGAGUUCAGAGUGCCCGAGUCCACCGAGCUCGGGUCUGCGGUGGGAGUGAUCCGGGCCAUGGACGCCGACGUCGGCGAGAACGCGGAGAUGAACUACAGGAUCAUCGGGAGCGACGGCCCCGGCAUGUUUGAUGUCACCACCAACAGGAGCACGCAGGACGGCGUCAUCCUGCUGAGGAAGCCGCUGGACUUUGAGAGGAAGCGUCAGUACAGCCUCCGCAUCCAGGUGGAGAAUUCCCACAUCAACCCUCGCUUCUUCUCCGUGGGCCCCUUCAGGGACGAGGCCACCAUCAAGAUCGUCGUGGAGGACGUGGACGAGCCGCCGGUGUUCGAGCGCGCCAGCUACGUCAUGGAGGUGAAAGAGGACGCAGCCAGGAGCACCGCCAUCGGCUCCGUCAGCGCGUCUGAUCCCGACGACAAAAACAGUCUUGUCAGGUACUCUAUUGAUCGGCGCACGGACAUGGACAGAAUGUUCAACGUCCAUGCAGGCAACGGGUCGGUGUUCAUCCUCAGGGAGCUGGACAGAGAAGACAACGCCUGGCACAACAUCUCCGUCAUCGCCACAGAGUUCAACAACCCGCGCCAGAUCAGCCGCGUGCCCGUUUACGUCAGAGUGCUGGACGUCAACGACAACGCUCCGACAUUUGCCACCAAUUACGAGACGUUUGUGUGCGAGAACGCUAAGGCUAAUCAGAGGAUACAAACCGUGAGCGCCACAGAUCCUGACACGCCACUCGGAGGCCACCGGUUCUUCUUCAGUCUCGCACAGGAGGCUGCUGGGAAAGCCAACUUCUCAGUCCGUGAUAACAAAGACAACACGGCCUGGAUCCUAACACGGAGGAACAGCUACAACAGUCUGCAGAUGAGCAUCUACCACGUGCCCGUGGUCAUCUCUGAUGGAGAGUACCCUAUGCAAAGCAGCACCAGCACCCUGACCAUCAGAGUGUGCACCUGCGACCGCGAGGGCAACAUGAAGCUGUGCAACGCCGAGGCACUCACAGCGAGGGCGGGACUCAGCACGGGAGCCCUGGUGGCCAUUUUGCUUUGUGUCAUCAUUCUGCUCAUGAUCGUGGUGCUGUUUGCUGCCCUGAGGAGACAGAGGAAGAAGGAGCCUCUGAUCAUCUCCAAAGAGGAUGUCAGAGACAACGUCGUCAGCUACAAUGACGAAGGGGGCGGAGAGGAGGACACUCAGGCCUUUGAUAUCGGCACGCUGCGCAACCCAGAGGCCAUCGAGGAGAGCAAGCAGCGGAGGGACAUCGUCCCCGAGACCUUUUACCCUCCGGUUCGACGGCCCGUGUUACCCCCGAUCCGGGACAAUAACGGGGACGUGAGAGACUUCAUCAACCAGAGGCUCCAGGACAACGACAGCGACCCGACGGCGCCGCCUUACGACUCCCUGGCCACCUACGCCUACGAGGGAAACGGCUCCGUAGCCGAGUCCCUCAGCUCACUCGAGUCGGUGACCACCGAGGGCGACCAGGACUACAACUACCUGAGCGAGUGGGGACCCCGGUUUAAGAAACUGGCGGACAUGUACGGCGGCGACGACGACAGCGACAGGGAUUCCUAACGAGAGCCUGGCACACAGACGAGGAGAGAAAAAGUGAAAUGAAAACACGUUUAAAACUUUCGGGCAAUUCCGGUGCAAUGUGUGGCGAGAAAAAUUUGGAGAAAGGACCGAGAAACAAGCACCGUGUUGUCCACGUGCUCUUUCACCGCCACCGCUCACCAUUCAGUUGUCCUUCCGGUGACCAGACGUAGGCUUUGUGUGUCCAGUCAGUGUUAGUUGCGUUUUUUGCCGGGGUGCAGUGAAGAGACUUUGUGUCAAGACUUUUUUUGUGUGUAUAUGGGGUUGUACAUGAGGCCCGAAUAUAUCUAUACCCACAUUUUUUUUUGUUUGUUUUUCCAAAGCUGCGUGUGAUGGACAUGCUCAACAAGCAGCUUUGUAAACCAACAGAUAUGCCUAUGUAUUUUUCAGUGUUUCUGGGACAACAACAUGCUGCAUAUUGUGAGUUCUAUCUUAGCUUGUGUACGUACGGUAAUAUGAUACAAUACGCUGUACAGUGGUUUUUGUUUUUCUAGGGAUUUCUAUUGUCCAAAUGAUCCCCUCUUUCAGCGGUGGCUGCCUCACAUUAGUCAUCCACGGCUGUGCUUGAGCCACAAGUGCUAGAAAACUCUGGCAUUGUCAUCUCUGAUGAGGAAAAUCUCAAUACAGAUUGGAUGGAAAUUGUGUGUUAGUUGUGGCUAAUGUUCUUUAAAGCUUACACGAAGCUGUGGUGAAGAAAUGUGGACAUUUACAGCCACAAACAUCCAACAACACACCAGUUAGUCAUUAUUUGCAGUAUCUGAUUUUCAUCUCUCACACAGCUUUUGAGCGUUUCGCUGUGAGGUGAGCCAAAUACCAAAUAUUUCCUUAUUGAGCUGAAUGUCUUCAGAACCAUUUUUUCUCUGUGCAGCCAACUCUCCGGCUGAAAAAUGAACUACACACACAAAAAAAAGUGUUAUUUUCUAUUUUACAUUGAUACAAAUUCACCAAUCUAACGCGCGCCAGGCUCAGUUGAGAGGAAAAUACUGGUCUUGUUGGACUUUUUUCGCUCAUCAUCUCGACCACAAGAAAUGUGUGAAAUGAUUCACUCUGUACCGCACGGUGGUGGAAGUCAAAGUCACAUUAACUGCCAGCGCUGAAAUGAUGCCGCCGAGCUUGAAACUACGGCAUCAAAUUAGAUUAGAUGAAACGUCUUGUGGACAGUUAGUAUUAAAAUUCAUCAUGCAAUUUUAUUUUCUUCCCCUUUUUCUGUUCAGGUGAUUUAAGAAAAACAGGAAAAGUAGCGUUCUAAUCUAUGUACCAAGCGGGAAAAAUGAUACAUUCGUGUUUAAACUUGGGCCAAGUCCAUCUGUAAAGGUUUUAUACUUAAUGUGACAAAACAUCUAUGAAUUAAAAGUUGCCUUAAUUCAAUUUAUUUUUAUAUAGCGUCAAAUCAUAACAGAAGUUAUCUCAAGACGCUUGUCAUAUAGAGCAGGUCUAGACUGAACUCUAUCAUUUAAAGACCCAACAGAGAGAAAGCACUACAGUGUCAAGAAAGAAACUCCCCUUUAACGGGUAGAAACCUUUCAGCAGAACGAGGCGGUGGGUGGGCGACCAUCUGCCGCAAAAUUAUAAAAACAAAUCUACGCAAAUAGAAAUGGCCUCAAGUCUCGAUUUUUUUUAUUUUUUAUUUGGGGGUCAGAUUCUUCUCACAGGGUAAACAAUAAGUCUAAAUGUACCACAUGACCUACAGCAUUAAACAAGAAAUAUAGGAGUUUUCUUCAUGUCCUGAGAGGCGCUCUGCCCUGCAACAGUCGAAUGUAUAAUAAUAUAACAUAACAGUUUUAGGAAAUGUGCCAAAAAGCAAAGAACACCAGUAUUUUCCUUUAAACUUCCUCCUCUUUCUGUGCUCCGUACUCUCCCGUCAUUACCUGAACUUAUGUAGUGUGGAACAGGAAGGCAGUGCGAGUGCUCACCGUGCUGAUUUCCUGAGGGACGAGCAGCCUUUUCCAUAAAAGGCGUCUUAUCAAGGGGCACCUGACCUUUGAGUGGUUUGGAAUAAGGCUCUUAAACCCAGAGGUGUGUCCUCGGCUCCCAGAGAAGGUCAAAGCAUUAUCCUGCACCAAGAACACAUUUCGUUUUUACUUUGAUUUAGAAAACAAAAAAAAAACAAUAUUAUCAAAUUACUUUUAAGACCUUCAAACUAUGAGUGAAAUAAA